AGGAGGCGGCGUGCGGCCUGGAGGAGGAGGAGGAUGGAGGAGCCGCCGAGGGAGGGCGAGGCCGAGGUCGCGGAGCGCUGGUUCUCCAAGUGGGAGCGCCAGUGCUUGGCCGAGGCCGAGCAAGGCGAGUCGCUGUCCCCAGAGCAGCAAGCGGAGGCGGCUGCCGACGCGGCGGGGCUCAAGAGCGAACGGCAGCGGCUGUGGCACCUUUUCCAGAUCGCAGCCACCUCCGUGGCCCAGCUCUACCAGGAUUCUGGGGGCCAGCAGCAGGGACUGUCCGUGUGGGACCCCUUCCAGAGCGCGGCGGUGGCCGUGACCGGCCUGUACAAGGAGAGCGGGGACGCCCACCGGCGAAGUUUUGACCGGGGCGUCCAGAUUGGCUGCCAGCGUCGCUUAAGAGACGUGCUGGAGUGGGCAAAAAAGGGCCGCAGCACCAUUCGCCGCGAAGACCUCAUCAGCUUUCUCUGUGGCAAGGCGCCCCCAGCGCCUCCCCAGCCUCGCGCCCCCAGGACCCCCCCAAAGCCACCUGCGGGGAGUCCUAGCCAGGCUUCCGCCGCAGAGUCCAGCUCCGCCGUGGACGUCGACCUGCAGCUCUUUCGCGAGGCCGCCGCGCCACCGCAUGGCCUAGAUGGCGCCAUGGCAAACGUUGGCGUGCGACCCGGGCCGCCCAGCUCCCCGGCCCAGGAUGGCGGGAUGGCCUGCACUGGGCGCCGGAAGAGUAGCUUCCUCGAGGAGGACCUGAACCUCUUUGGCUCGGAAGAGCUGGGUCUUCGCCUGGACACUGGCGGCGUCCGAAAGCGCACCUCGGCCCAGUUUGGCGACAGCAUCACAAACUCCCCAUCACACAAGCGCAACCGAAUGGUCUAAACCGCUGCAUUGGUGCCAACUGCCACUUUGCUUGAGAGCUAAAGGACUGCUAAAGGACCGCUAAGGGACCGUCAACGUGCUGGUUGAACGGAUACUGAACAGUUUUUCUUCUUUAAGUUAAAAGUUUCUAUCAAGUUUACCAUAAACUUUAACGUAUUCCGGAAGAGGCCUCGUAUGACUGUUUCAA
This is a messenger RNA of Octodon degus (degu), 1054 nucleotides long. It is a transcript of the gene Hapstr2, whose product is annotated as UPF0472 protein C16orf72 homolog. The transcript has a single exon. Lineage: Eukaryota; Metazoa; Chordata; Mammalia; Rodentia; Octodontidae. The coding region runs from base 34 to 867 and encodes 277 amino acids. The record is from RefSeq and is a predicted model, not a curated record.